UUUUUUUUUAUUCUACACAUAACAUUAACUGACCUAAAACUGAUAAUCAAGUUUUCUUAGUUUGAGAAUAAUUUACUUUCUCUCACUGGUGUGCAUCUGAUACCACAGGCAGCAAGAACAGCAAUGGCAGACAAACCAAGCCGAGGUCUGGUGUUAUUGGGUGACGGGUUAGCCCGUUUCAUCGAUCCAUCAUCGCACACUCACCUUCACUCUUUCGCCUCCCAAGCCUCCUGCGGUUUCUUGACACUCCCUAAUUCUCCUCCCUCAGAAAGCGACGAUGAGAGGACAGUUAGAGAAUUUGCUGUGCUGCUGGAUGCAUGCCACACUUAUUUAAAUAUGGACGGGCAAAUCACUGGUAAUGAUAGCCAAAAGGAUCAACCAAAACAAACUUUACCUGAUAGGUUUAUGGGAAUGAAAGCUGCUAUAUUGACCAACAAUUCAAGCUUGAAAUCUUUUAGUGCCAAACUUGGCUUCAGUGUUCUUCAAUUAGAUGAGUUGGUGAAAGAUUGUAGCGCUGAAUUACAAUAUAAUGUCAUAGCCCUUGAGCUGCUCAAGUUGCUUGGCUUUCAAGAAGGGAAGGUGCUGGACAAUAACCAAUUUGAUCUUAUUUUCUUUCACAUUGGAGCUGGUGAAAAGCUCAAUAGCUAUGAACAAAAAGUGAUUGCUUCUGAUGUGGAGUAUAUAGAUGCCUUGGUUGGUGAUAUAAUGAGCCAAGCGCAACCGGGAUCUGACAUCAGUUCUCGUCUACACUUUUCCCUUGUCAUGAGCUAUGGCAAGGUCUUACAGGAUGAUGAUUCCAAGUUUUCAGUGUUAAAGAGGAAAGAUGAGAAGAACUCUUAUCUUUCAAUGCUCUAUCCUCUACAAAGUUAUGCUAUGAAAGGAGGAGUUCCUCGGAAGGAUGUAAGGCUUCAUUCUCCCAUGUUAAUUGCUCAAUGGCAACAUGCUGUGACUCGCAAGGAUAAUGCACAGAAAUUUUUCUUUGAAGACUUCAUGGAGCAUGGUGGAAAUCUUGCAAUACCGGCAGAUAGGUUCUUGUAUGAGAUAGCCUUUAAGCUUUGGAAAGCUCCCAAGUAUGGAGCCUGAUUUUUUUUCUUUUUUCUUUUCAACUUCUUGUGAGCCUCUUGGCAUAGCAGCAGAGCUAUUUGAACAUGUCCGACACUAAUGCUGGUCCAGUGACGCUGAUUAACAUGUUUAUUUCGUACUCUAAGCUCUGCUCCAUCAUGUAAUAACUAAUAAGAUUUUGAUGGUUGAACGAUACACUUAUCCCCUAACUCUUUUGUUGGUAAUGUUUCUUGUAAACAA
Messenger RNA from Gastrolobium bilobum, 1302 nucleotides. RefSeq lists its product as uncharacterized. The transcript has 6 exons. Lineage: Eukaryota; Viridiplantae; Streptophyta; Magnoliopsida; Fabales; Fabaceae. Bases 124 to 1083 code for a protein of 319 amino acids. The record is from RefSeq and is a predicted model, not a curated record.